CCACUGAAACUAUAUAUAAAAGUGGCUAACCCCAAAAUAGUGCAUUGCAUGGAAAGUUUCUUGAUAAGUCAGUAGGAUAGCUUUUUAUAUGCAAUGUAAAUGUUUUUAACAAGGUGGUUGAGUGUGUCUUUAAAUUACUGUUUCAAAUUGAUCACUAUGAAAGGGUUAUUGAUUUUUAUAGCUGCGUAUGCUUUGAAUUGCGAAGGUGCUGUGAUUGUGAGUGAUAAAAAAAGGAAUUUGCUUAAUAAUCGUCCUAUUAUUGGUAUAUUAUCUCAAGAGCAAUCAUCUUAUCUACACUCUAAGUAUGUUGAAGAAAAUUACACAAGUUAUAUAGCAGCUUCUUAUGUAAAGGAUGUUGAAUCAGCAGGUGCUAGAGUUGUACCUAUCUUAAUCGGCAAAGAUCGUAGCUACUACGAAGAACUUAUGAGCAAAAUAAAUGGAGUUCUCCUGCCUGGUGGAGCGACAUUUUUCAAUCAAUCGAACGGUUACGCUGAUGCCGGUCAGCAUAUAUAUGAAAUUGCCCAAAAAUUUAACGAUGCUGGAGAUUAUUUUCCGAUAUUUGGAAUAUGUUUGGGUUUUGAGCUGCUAAUUAUCUUAGCUUCCGGACGCGGUAAAGAGGAAAAUAGAAUCAGAUGCUAUUCAUAUAGUAAUAUUCCACUUAAUUUUACACAUGAUUACCGCAAGAGUAAAAUGUUUAAGGAAACUCCAAGCGACAUUAUAGAAAUUUUGAAAACUGAAAAUGUCACGGUGAACGCUCAUCAAUUUUGCAUAGUUGACGAAAAUCUUAAAUCCUACAACCUUACUCAUGAUUGGUUGGUGACAUCUCACAGCAACGACGAUCACAGCUUGGAAUUUAUCGCGAGCGUUGAACAUAAGAGAUACCCAUUCUACGGAGUACAAUUCCAUCCAGAGAAGAGUGCUUUCGAAUGGAAACUGUCGAAAAAGUACGCUCACAGCUUCGAGGCUAUUAAAGCUAAUCGUUAUUUUAUGGAUUUCUUCGUUCAGGAGUGUAGGAAGAGUCAACACUCGUUCGCUAGAGCGUCGGAAGAGAAUCGCUACUUGAUUUAUAAUUACGAACCCCAUUUCACAGGGGUGCUAGGUAGUGCGUACCAUCAGUGCUAUUUCUUUGAACCUAGAGGAACCGUUUCAAAGUAAUAAUAUCUUGUUUAUCUCUCAUUCUAUCUCGUACUAGUUGACUCGGUGACAUUCGUACCGCAAUUUUAUUUAUUUUUGUUAAUUUAUCGAUUUUUAUUCUAAUUAUCUUGUACUGACAUUAACUAAUAUAAAUAAUCAAAUUUUGUGAAAUUGUUUGAAAUUAUGCACGUACGUAUAUUUCAGCGAAUCAUAUUUAUCUAUGUAGAUUAAAAAAUAUUGAUAUGUUUAUUUUUAGCUAAAAUAUUCUAGAUUCAACAGAAAAUUUGUAGAGCUUUUUUUACUAGCAGAAAGUAUCAUUUACACAUCAACAUUAACGCAUAAUAAAAAUAAACAAAUAGGUAAGAAAUAAAAGAAUAUCAAUUUUUGUAAAAGCAUAAAUUGUUAGCAUUAUGCGAAGACUUAACCAGUACCUAAUUAAAAAUAAAAUUAUUUAUGUCAUAUAAUAUUUUACUAUUUACUGUAAAAUCUUUACUUAAUGAGUUUAUGUCAUCUUAUGCUAAACACUUGACUUUAUUUUUUAUAUUACUCACCUUCUGUUCAUCUUGUUACAAAAUCUUGUAAAAUAAUGUUCGUGUAUUUUUUAGUAGCAAGCUAAAUACAAAAAAGAAAAUACUUUAAGAUGUAUUUCUUAAUAAUUUGUGGUAUGAUUGUUGACUUCAAUCACAAUGAAUAGAGUUGCAAAUAUACGGGUCAGUUAGAGGAUUUAUUGAAAAAAAGUGU
Molecule: messenger RNA, 1875 nt
Organism: Melitaea cinxia (Glanville fritillary)
Lineage: Eukaryota; Metazoa; Arthropoda; Insecta; Lepidoptera; Nymphalidae
Product: gamma-glutamyl hydrolase A-like
Exons: 7
Coding region: 100-1155 (351 amino acids)
Biological process (GO): tetrahydrofolylpolyglutamate metabolic process
Cellular component (GO): vacuole
Molecular function (GO): gamma-glutamyl-peptidase activity
Source: RefSeq, a predicted model, not a curated record